CCAAUCCAAACCAGGCGCGCGGUGGCCUGCAAAACACUUCGGGACAGGGCAAGCGCAUGCGCCAUAGAAGGACCUCGAGUCGCAGCUUUUGCUGAGCGCAUGAGCAGUAGCAGACGCUCAGUGUCCUGGGCGAGCGCAUGCGCAGUGUUAUCGGGCGGUGUCGGUUCCGGGUAAAGCUGCGAUAGGAGCGGCUGCAGAAGCUUCUUGAUCAGGUCGGCCAUGGCGGCAGCAGCGGCAACAGCGGCCCCAGGCGGGGCGGGGGCUGUGCCGGUACCAGGAGCUCCAAGGCUGGGAGUGGAGACGGUGAAAGGGCAGGUGUUUGACGUGGGGCCGCGCUACACAGACCUGCAGUAUAUCGGCGAGGGGGCGUACGGCAUGGUCUGUUCUGCCUAUGACCAUGUCAACAAGAUCCGGGCUGCCAUAAAAAAGAUCAGUCCGUUUGAGCACCAGACAUACUGCCAACGCACACUGCGAGAGAUCAAGAUCCUUUUGCGCUUCAAGCAUGAGAAUGUCAUCGGCAUCAAUGACAUUCUGCGUGCACCUACCAUCGAUCAGAUGCGCGAUGUAUACAUAGUUCAGGAUUUGAUGGAAACAGAUCUCUACAAGCUGCUGAAGACCCAGCAGCUCAGCAAUGACCACAUCUGCUACUUUCUCUACCAGAUUCUCCGAGGGCUGAAAUACAUUCAUUCUGCCAACGUGCUUCAUCGGGACCUGAAGCCCAGCAACCUUCUCAUCAACACCACGUGUGACCUGAAGAUCUGUGACUUUGGCCUGGCCCGGAUUGCUGAUCCAGACCAUGACCACACAGGUUUCUUGACAGAAUACGUUGCCACUCGCUGGUACCGAGCCCCCGAAAUCAUGCUUAAUUCCAAGGGCUACACUAAGUCUAUUGACAUAUGGUCUGUGGGCUGCAUUCUGGCUGAGAUGCUGUCAAACCGACCCAUCUUUCCUGGCAAGCACUACCUGGACCAGCUCAACCACAUCCUGGGUAUUUUGGGUUCCCCAUCUCAAGAUGACUUGAACUGCAUCAUCAACAUGAAGGCUCGCAACUAUCUCCAGUCACUGCCUCAAAAGCCCAAGGUCCCCUGGGCCAAACUCUUCCCUAAGGCUGAUCCCAAAGCUCUGGACCUGCUGGACAAAAUGUUGACCUUUAACCCUAAUAAGCGCAUCACGGUGGAGGAGUCCCUUGCCCACCCUUACCUAGAGCAGUACUACGAUCCCUCAGAUGAGCCGGUUGCUGAGGAGCCAUUCACCUUUGACAUGGAGCUGGAUGACCUGCCCAAGGAGAAGCUGAAAGAACUUAUAUUUGAGGAGACAGCGCGAUUCCAGCCUGGCUACCAAGGACCCUGAGGGGCUAUUUGGACCACUGGUCUCUGCUUCACCUGGAGAUGAUUUGGGACUGUACCCAGCUCCCCUACUGGAUUUUAGAGGGGAGCACAGGAUUCAGGGGUUACCAGUUUGGGGGUGCCCCUGUCGACUUGCUGUACAACUGCGCUUUGCUACGUGGCUGUGAACCCUGGUAACCCAUCUCUGGACCCCCUUAAUGUGAUGUCUUGGGGUGAGACCCUGGUGCCCAGGUUGGGGAAGGGGAGGGGAGCAACCUCCCCUACAGGAGGGAAAGGAAAUCGGUUUCCCCUGCCUUUUAGCCCUCCCUCAAAUAAAUUGAAGGGGGAGUGUCAUCUUUCUCUUUUUUUUUGGCAUUCUGUUGUCUUUGUUAACGAGUUAAUAAACUAAUGCUGAUUUUUAGCAGGGCCAUUUUCUGAUCCCUUGGGCAUUAUUAGCAAAGGGAGUUGAACUUAAAAUCCUGGCUCCUGGACUCUCCCUCGUAUGAUCCACAGAACCACACUACCGUUCCAGAACUGGGAACAGAGCUCAAAGGUUCUGACGCCCCAGUGUUCCUAUGCUCCUCAAGAACCCUGGCUUCCUUAUUCCUCCCUGCACAAAUGGAGGGCACGUAUGUGCUGGUUUUUGUCCACUGGUUAGUGCCAUUUUGCAAACACCUGUAAUGCACAUCUCUGACCUUAACUUGUCACUAUGGGCAACAACUGGUGUGCUGUGCAAGAUAAAGAUCCUUACGAAGCUAGAAGGUGUGCCUGGUUUGAGGAGGGGCAAAUGUCUCCCCCUUCUAAUUCUGUGUUUUUUACAAAUCUGCGGAUGAAAAGGAAGGCUUUCAAUUUCAUUUGCUUCCUCUAGAAGGCAGGGUUUGUGGUUCUGCCUCUCUCUUUUUCCUUUCUAUUUUACAUCAGAUAAAUUGGGCAGUUGGGUAUGUGAACCCUUAUGUACCUCAAGAAACCAAUUGGCCUCUGCAACAGCACUGCACUUUCGUUGUCUUGCUGCUACAAACUAACAUGGCUGCCCUCUAAUUUCCCCCUCUUCAUCAGUGAUACUCUUAAACAACAGUAUGCGGAAUUUUAACCCCCUGUUUCCCUCAUGCAAAUCAACAUCCAAAAAGAUCGGGGCCUGCCACUAUCAGCAAAUGUGAACUUAGAAGGGAGAGAAAAGCUGGGAAGAUGAUGGACGAUCACAUCUUGUGUGUCCUGAGGGGACAACCCAGUUGCCCUGUAACAGCCAAACUGUGCAGGGGAGGAGGUAUUUUGGAUACAUGAGCACUAAACAGGAGCAAGCGGUUAGACUGGUGUCUGCUGAAAGUAGUGGGAAUGAAGCCACCUCGGUUGAAAGUGAACCCUUUAAAGGAGCACCACUUUUCAGAUGGACUAACUUCCUUAUUUCAAGUCCUCCCAUCUACAUGUGUGCCAUUUUUGGGUACCAAUUUGGAUGAGCAAGACUUGCCAGAACCUUUGGGUUCUCUCAAAGACGGAAACUUUGUAAGCAGAAAAAUUGGAAUGUGGGAUUUUCUUUGGUUUCCUUAGCUAUUCAGUUGAGUGAGGAGGAAGUCUCUUUGUUCAGAGAGAGGUGCCUGUUUGUCUACCUGUGGUGACAAGCUAUGGACUUCCUUCUGCGGUGUGAAAUACUAUGAGGGAACGUGGAUUGAAGGGAAUUAAUGCCUCCCCAUCUCCUCCUGCUUUGAAUUGUAUAAAAGACCCUGAAAUAAAUCAUUCCUUUAUUCCUUGAA
Rhineura floridana is the source of this 3073-nucleotide messenger RNA. Its product is annotated as mitogen-activated protein kinase 1-like. Gene Ontology annotation, biological process: protein phosphorylation; intracellular signal transduction. The record is from RefSeq and is a predicted model, not a curated record. The transcript has 9 exons. Bases 220 to 1350 code for a protein of 376 amino acids. Gene Ontology annotation, molecular function: MAP kinase activity; ATP binding. NCBI's taxonomy places the organism in Eukaryota, Metazoa, Chordata, Lepidosauria, Squamata, Rhineuridae. Gene Ontology annotation, cellular component: cytoplasm; nucleus.